AUGUUGGUGCCGGCACACCGGAUGGGUAACACCGAGCUUCCACCGGACGACGGCUACACGUGGCGCAAGUACGGCCAGAAGGACAUCCUCGGCUCCAGGUUCCCAAGGAGCUACUACCGGUGCACCCACAAGAACUACUACGGGUGCGACGCCAAGAAGAAGGUGCAGCGCCUGGACGACGACCCCUUCAUGUACGAGGUCACGUACUGCGGCAGCCACAGCUGCCUCACCUCCACCACCCCGCUGCUCAACUUUCCCACCGCCACCGCUACCAACUCCCCGACAGCCGCAACAGGCUCCGGCCUCGCCCCUGCGGACCAUUUCAUGGCACCGACCGAGCAGGCGGCCGUGUCGACAUCAAUGCACCUCGGCGUCGGCUGGAUGCCGGCAAGCUUCCAGGGCGUUGCGCCAGCGGGCUCCUGCGCCGGCGUGGGGAGCAGCGCCGGCAUGCAGACGAGCGUGUCCACCCCAGCAAGGGACACGGAUUACCCGGCGCUGGACCUCGCGGACGUCAUGUUCAACUCCGGCGGUAGCGCCGGUGUGGGCAUGGACGGCAUCUUCUCUUCUCAUCAUAGAAGUGAUAGCUAG
This is a messenger RNA of Triticum turgidum subsp. durum (durum wheat), 588 nucleotides long. Lineage: Eukaryota; Viridiplantae; Streptophyta; Magnoliopsida; Poales; Poaceae. The record is from the annotation of a GenBank genome assembly.